GGAAAAUCCAAAAUUUUCCUCGGGUCGCCGGGACCCUCUUUGUCGCGACAGACAAUUCCCAACGCUGCCGCUACCCUUCCAUUCUUUUCUUCUCUUUCUCGUGAUACCCCUUUCUUUCCUUUCGAUCCGAGGCGGCACCAUGGACAAACAAAGGUUGGCUGCGCUCCUGCAGGAGUCGCAAGUUCCCAAUACCCAAAAUCUCAAGGCGGUCACUGCCGAGCUCCAAAAGAACUAUUAUUCUCAUCCCGAGUCACUUCUUCUCCUCAUUGAGAUCGUUGCGACCCACCAGGAUGUCAACGUGCGGCAGCAGGCUGCGGUGCAGGCUGCGCGCUUGGCCGUCAAACACUGGGAGAAGAUUCCCAAGGAGCAGAAACCGGCCGUUCGGCAGCACCUCGUUCAGGCGACCAUGAACGAGCAGACCCCCCGCGCUCGUCAUGCCAACUCGCGGCUGGUCGCCGCUGUCGCCGCCAUCGACCUCGAGGACGGCGAAUGGCCCGACCUGAUCCCGGCCCUCUUCAACCUGGCGAGCAGCAACGAGGUUGCCCAGCGCGAAGUUGGCUCGUACAUCAUCUUCAGCUUGCUCGAGGAGAACCCGACCUCGUUUGCCGACCACAUGUCCAAGCUCCUCGAGCUCUUCGGCCACACCCUGCGCGACCCCCAGAGCGCGGACGUGCGCAUCAACUCCAUGAUGUCCAUCGGCGCCAUGCUGCUCCUGUUCGAGCCCCUCGAGGAUGAAGAGUCGGUUGCCACCCUCCAGUCUCUGAUCCCGCCCAUGGUCGACGUUCUCAAGGACGCUGUCCAGACCGGCGACGAUGAGAAGACCGGCCAGGCAUUCGAGGUUUUCCAGCAAUUCCUCGCGUACGAGUCGGCCCUGAUCGGCAAGUAUCUGAAGGACCUUGUCCAGUUCAUGAUCGAUCUUGCCGCGAACAAGCAGGCCGAGGACGACGUUCGCUCCCAGGCACUCGCCUUCCUGGCCCAGACCGUCCGCUACCGCCGCAUGAAGAUCCAGGGCAUGAAGGACAUGGGCCAGCAGCUCACGCAAAAGAGCUUGCUGAUCUUGACCGAAAUCGACGACGACGAGGAUGAUGACGACAUGGGUCCUGCGCGGUCUGCCCUGGCUCUGCUGGAUCAGCUGGCGAACGACCUGCCGCCCCGCCAGGUCAUCGUGCCCCUUCUUGACGCUCUCCCCAAGUUCGCCACCUCCAGCGAGCCGGGUUACAGGAAGGCCGGUAUCCUUGCCCUGGGCACCGUGGUUGAAGGCGCGCCCGAUUUCAUCGCCUCGCAAGUCAAGGCCAUCAUGCCGAUGGCCCUCAACCUCCUGAACGACCCGGACGUGGGUGUCAGACAUACUGCUCUCAUUGGCCUUGCCCGCCUCGCCGAUGACAUUGCCGAAGAGCUGACGCCUUACAACGAGCCCGUCUUGACUGCUCUGGUCAAAAAUCUGCAGGCGGCCAUGACUCCCACAGCGGACCAGAAGCUGGCAAAGAAGAAUAUUGAGAUUAUCCGCUCGGUUUGCGGAGCCCUUGACGCCAUGUCUGAGGGUUUGGAUGCCGACUUCAUGAAGCAGAACGCUGGGGACCUCAUCAACAACAUCGGGGCUCUCAUCUCCCACGACGACUACAAAGUCAAGGUCGCUGCUUGCGGUGCCAUUGGUGCCAUUGCCGAGUGCCUCGGCGAGGACUUCAAGCCUUACUUUGAGCAGACCAUGCGUGCACUUGGUGCGUACCUCACAAUCAAGGACUCGGAGGACGACCUCUCCUUGCGGAGCGGUGUAUGCGACUCGGUCGGCCGCAUCGCCACGGCCGUUGGUGCGCAAAGCUUCCAGCCCUACGUCGUCGACCUGAUGCGGUCGAGCGAGGAGGCGCUUCACCUUGACAACUCGAGGCUCAAGGAAAGCAGCUUCAUUCUGUGGAGCGCCCUUGCCAAAGUCUACGAGAGGGAGUUCGCACCGUUCCUUCCUGGUGUUUUCAACGGCCUCUUUGAGAGCCUGAAGCUCGAGGAGGAGGAAAUCAAGCUCAAGCUCAGCGAGGAGGAGAAGGGCAUCGUUGGCACUGACAACGAGGUCAUUACCGGCGGCAAGAAACUCACCAUCAAGAACUCUAAUGACGAUGAUGAGAUCUUCAUGAGCGACGACGACGAUGACGAAUAUGACGACUUUGGUGUUUCGGUCGAGGCCCUCGAGAAGGAGGUUGCUCUGGAGAUACUCGGCGACGUGAUCACCUAUGCCUGUGGCACGCAGGAGAUUGCCGAGUACUUGGAGAAGGCUAUCGAGAGCAUCUCCCCACUCGCCGAGCACACGUACGAAGGCUGCCGCAAGGCUGCCAUCGCUACUCUCUGGCGGUCAUAUGCCCGUGUUUGGCAGCUCAUGGAGCAGGAGACGGGCACCAACUGGGAGCCUGGCCUUCCGCUUAAGCAGUCCCCGACUGUGACCCUCGUUAAGCUGGGCGAGAUCGUGUCCAAGGCGACCCUCUCCCUGUGGCACGAGGAGGCUGAUCGCGCCGUCGUCACCGAAAUCAACCGCAACGUUGCUGCCACCCUCAAGACUUGUGGGCCUGCUAUUCUCGCCCAGGAAGACUUCAUGAAGGAGGUCGUGACGGUCAUCUCCACCAUCAUCACCCGCUCUCACCCCUGCCAGCAGGAUCUUGGUGAUGAGGAUGAGGAGCAGGAGGUUGAAGGCUCGUCCGAGUACGACUGGCUUGUCAUCGAUACCGCUCUCGAUGUGGUUAUUGGCCUUGCUGUCGCCCUCGGAUCCGGCUUUGCCGAGCUCUGGAAGAUCUUUGAGAAGCCUAUCCUACGGUUCGCCGCGUCCGAGUCGGAGAACAUUGAACGGUCCACUGCCGUCGGUGUUAUUGCCGAAUGCGCUGCCAACAUGGAGGCUGCCGUCACGCCGUACACCGAGAAGCUUCUCAAGCUUUUGCUCAAGCGUCUUUCGGACACGGAUCCGGAAACCAAGAGCAAUGCCGCGUAUGCCACCGGUCAGCUCAUUCUGAACUCGACCGAUAGCAACACGUAUCUGCCUCACUACAACACGAUCUUGCAGAAGCUGGAGCCGAUGCUCCACAUCAAUGAAGCGCGCCUCAAGGACAAUGCUGCGGGCUGCAUCUCGCGCAUGACUAUGGCUCAUCCCGACCGGAUUCCGCUCGGUCAGGUCCUCCCGGCACUGGUCGACCUGCUCCCACUCAAGGAAGACUACGAGGAGAAUUCGCCCGUUUACGAGUGCAUCUCGAAGCUUUACGAGAACAACGAGCCUACUAUUCAGCAGCUCACCCCGAAGCUCAUCCCCGUCUUCGAGGCGGUGCUCAGCCCACCAACGGAGCAGCUUGACGACGAGACCCGUGAGAUCGUUCGCAAGACGGUCUACCAUCUGUACAACGCCAACCAGGGCUUCUUCAGCAACAACCCUAACGUGCUGAAGCUGGCCGGUGUCGCGUAAGGGAUGGAGCAGCAAAUGACGGGGAUGUCUUGGUGCAUCUCCAAAGUAACAGGCGGACAUCUAACGAUGAUUCAACCUGCACGAUGAGUGAUGAGUUCCGACCUAAUGACG
This is a messenger RNA of Thermothelomyces thermophilus ATCC 42464, 3544 nucleotides long. RefSeq lists its product as uncharacterized. The transcript has 4 exons. Gene Ontology annotation, molecular function: small GTPase binding; nuclear import signal receptor activity. Gene Ontology annotation, cellular component: cytoplasm; nucleus. The record is from RefSeq and is a predicted model, not a curated record. Bases 140 to 3433 code for a protein of 1097 amino acids. Gene Ontology annotation, biological process: protein import into nucleus. Lineage: Eukaryota; Fungi; Ascomycota; Sordariomycetes; Sordariales; Chaetomiaceae.